UUGCAUCGCUCCCUCGAAGUGUUACCAGCAGGAUGCAUUCUGGUUCAUGUUUUAGUGUUUUUAAUCAGGCUAAACACUUGUGAUAUGUACUGCCAAAUACUGUGAACACAGAUGAAACGAAAUGAAACAUACAACAUCAGAAUUUCAAGUGUACUCAUUUGUUCUGAAACGGGUUUUUAAAUAUGACCACCAGAUAGCACAUUCGACUUCGUAACAACUUUCUUUAAUAUGGCGUGGUGAAUGAGUGGGUUGCAGUGAAGGAAUGCCUGCUGUCAAAGGCUGUGCAUGUGUGCAAUAAAGUAGGUUAAACUGAAGCUGAUGGAUCAGCCAAGGGGUUCUCAGGCACCAGCCCAGCACACAGCUCAUGGUGAAGUGAAUUCCACUUCCAGAGCUGAAGACACGUCUACACCCCAGAUUGGCAGCGUUCUGUUCCGUGAGAUUCAUAAAAAUGCGUGGCUUAAAAGAUUACCAUCUACAGAUAGGAAAGCCACGGGGUCUUUUCCAAAGAAAGGGGACCGUGUUUGGGUUGUCUUCUGUGUUCAUGAUGAUGCAGAACCAUUCAUAGAAGUUUAUGUGGAUCAGAAGGUGGCAGUCAUGCACAGACCUGACUGGUGUGUGUCGCUCAACAACUGUUUACAUGUUUCUCCUACCAUUUAUGCCCAAGAGGAGGAAUAUGAAUUUGUAGUUACACUGAACUCAGAUGUAGUGCGGUUUACUGCACCGUCUUGGGAGCUGAUGAUGGAGUGGGUAGAUACAAUUAGAACAAAGUUACGAGAGAUGCGAAUCCUGUCACCAAGAGAGAAUCUGUACACGAGAAUGCCCGAGGCACGAUUGCCACUAGCUCCCACGCGAGACCCCAAUUCUCCGCUUCCUCCCCCACCUGCUGGGCCGUCAGUAGUAGUUCCAGGUGUGGAACGUGUACACUCAGAGAGUUCAGCAGACAGCAGUUCCAGCUCAGUAGGAUCUGUUGAGGCAACCAACAGUGCAGAAUCUUUUUCAGAUGAAAAUGUACCACCAACACAGCCCCCAGGGUUUGACAGUGUAAGCCUACAAAUCAGAACUCCUACAACAUCACUCUACAUCACACAGUCGGAGCCCUCGGUCUACACCAGGCCUCAUGCAGUUUUGAGCAGAGCGGCUUCUUUUCCUGAAUCUCCAGUUCUCAUUUCUUCGUUAAUGUCAAGAGAACCCAGUCGUGGUGAUACGAAUGUUACAGUCAUUGAAGUAAGCGACAGUCAGCGUGUCCCUCAUUCAGCCAUUCCAUUGGACUACGAAGGAGUUUUUAACUUUAACUUUAUCGAGGAUGCUCUGCCAUCGGUACCGCAUGCGGUACCAACUGGCAGUUCCACAUUCCAUGAAAACUUGGAUUUCAGAGAAGAACUUGAAUUCAGUGAUAAUUUCUACACACCCCCUGUAACACCAGCUAGAACGACAGAGAUGCGGCAUCAAGUGCCUCCAAGUGUGACCACAGAUUGCGACUUGACAAGUAGCAUCGGUAAUGGUCAAAUGGAAGUCACUGAUUCUGGCAGUAGCUAUUAUGAAUGUGUGUUCCUUCCAAAUGAAACUCAGUCCCCUCAAUCAUUAGAUUCUCAUAUCAGCAUUGCCAGUAAUUCUGUUGCUGGAAGCCGUCUGGGAAGCGAGGUAGUAGACGUGGCACCAGGACCUGCUGAGACGUCUUCGGUCAGAAGUCUGUUUCCAGGUAAUACUGUUACGGAGGUGAGAGUUCAAGAAUCAGUUAUUGCCACUGUCCCAGCCUUUACCGACAUUCAGCAGAGGAGAAGACGCAGGAGUUCCUCGACUUCGGAAACCGCGUCGUCGUCGGGUAUCUCUCGCGUGGUUCGCGUUGCAGCCGUGACUGGUGCGGAGAGAAACCGAGCCGCCACGCAAAGGGUUGAUGUAGGGAGGAGACUGCAACCUGCUCCUCAUCCCUAUCGACAAGCACAGCAAGCAUCUCCUGGUGUAAAUGUAGAAGUACUGGGUUCAGGACGUCUCACACUUAGAGAGCAACAGGUACUUCAGUUACGCAGAGAGAUGCUGCAUCCCGGUGGCGUUCGUCUUCAACUGCGACGUAAAGAUUGUACUGGUUCUGUGGCUCUAGUGGAUGCAUUUGGUGCAGUAUGGAUUACCGGCUGGAAACAAAGGGAGCGUCCGAUGCUGUACAAUGCCCUCCACAUUGGGGAUCAACUAUUGAGUAUUGCAAGUAUUAUGGUUCAGAGUGCAUCUGAUGCACAGAAGUUGAUUCGAGGUGCCACAAGUCUUUAUGUUGAAUUUGUGAUACGUCGAGUUCCAUUCGGACGCGUGUUUGCAAUCUGUCGAGAAGUGGAAGGCCAAAGUUUGGGAAUCUUACAAGAAGGAAAUACGGCAGAAAUACGCGAUGUCAUUCCAGGAGGACUUGCGGCUUCUCACGGUCUGACUCCUCGAGCGCAGACGUGCGAUGGGCUCUCGCUGACCAAUUGGGUAAUCACCGAAAUCAACGGGCGGCCACUUAAUCUGUUCUUCAAGGAUGGUGAAGUAAGGGAUCGUUUAAAUGCGGUAGGAAAAGAAAUAUCCAUUCUUGUUCAACCGUUCGAUCUAAUAAAGCAGCUAAAGAAGCAGCUGAAAGCUUUACGGGGCUAUAAGGAAUACAUAGUGCAAUAGUGGCUAUAAAUUAAUAGAUUGGGAAUGAAAUGUUUCUACAAGAUUUCAUCUUUUGAACGGUAAGGAAAAGCAGAGAACCUGUGUUUCAGCUGAAAUACUGUAACAGUCUAAUAAUAUAUUGCAUAGCCUACUCUACUUUUACAAUAUAGAAACAAGAUCUGGAAUGUCAUCCAGACAGGCAGCUGUUUCCUCCUUGAUGAAAAUGAGAAGGAAUCUCAGAGGAAUGAUAGUUUUACAUUUUACUCUUUUUGUAUUGGCUUCUUUGUCCCAAAAUAUGCAGCAGAUAUUAAGGAGAAUGUCCCAAAAUGGCAUUUCCUAUUUUGAAUGGAAGUAAAAAAUAUGACUAAGCUACAUAAAGAAAUGGGAUUUAUGGCAAUUUCUAGUUUUUACUGACAUGUUUACUGUUCCAUUGUAUUCAGUACCUGUAUUAAAAUGAUUAGCAAGUCAGUAUCAUAGUCAACAUUUUAAUUAAAUAUGAAGAAUUACAUUAUUUUCCUUUUAGUCUAAGUUUGAUUAGACUUGUUUACAGGCAGUAGCAGCCACUAGCAUGUUCUUUUGUUUGGGAGGUUUGUAAAAUUAUCCUAACUUGAGGAAUUAAUUUUUCUUAUGUAAGUGCAGAAGUGGCUGAAAUCCUCUGUAAUACAAAAACAAAGUCUGCACACAAGCAUAGGGUCUUCCCUUGAAGAGUCGUUACUCAGCUGGUAAAGAAAUUUCCUGCUCGUAUAUAAACUGAAAGUUCAUUACUGUGUUCAGAAGAGCUUACCUUCAGACCAUACCAGGUAGGGCCAUGUACUGCGGAAGAGAGAGAUGUGAAAUGCGUACAAAAUUUUUGUUGUGAAGCCUAAAAGGAGAAAACAGCUCAGAAGACAUAGGCAUAGAUGGGAGGUUAAUAUUGAAAUUGAUCGUAAGGAAAUGGGUGUACGUUAGAUUUGUGUGGCUGAGGCUAAUGGCUGCUGGCUGGCUUUUGCAAACAUAGUAAGGAACCCUCUGCUUCCACAAAAGGUGGGGAAUUUCUUGACGAGCUGGGCAACUGUUGGCUUCACAAGAAGGACUUAACUCCAUGUAGUUAGUUAUGCAUUUGGGUACAUUUGUGCUAAGUGGCCUUCCCUUCUAUUUCAUCCUCCUCGAUUUAAUCUCCCUAACUGUUUAGUGAAGAGUACAAAUUAUGAUGCUCCUUAUCAUUGCCAUUGAGUAUCAGUGGGCUGGAUUGUGCACACAUGUCAGUGAGAUCUCAGAGGAUGGCUUCAAGAUUUUAGAUCGCAUUUAUAUUUUUAGUUAUGGUUUUAACCGUUUAGUGAGUGGCAGUCUUUAGUAACCCUGUUUGAACAAAACUGUGAUAUUAUGUUUGUUGAAUCUGUAGUGGAACCAAAUUUUAUCUAUCAGUUGUUUUUUUUCCCUCCCUGAAAUGAGUCCAGUUUUUAAUUUGACAGCUACAAUUUUAUUUGAUGACAGUUUUCUGCAUUGUAGCUCUGUGUAGUCUGGUAGAAGUUUACCAGCAUUUCACCCUGGUGAUGGAGGUAGCAGCGCACCAGCAUGCAGAUUAUUCGGGAUCAGUUUAGUUAAUGCUGAGAUUUUAUUAUUACUAAGCAGGGAUUUUUAUUGAAGCUGACAUUGUAAGGGUCAAUUACUUUCAUAAUAGGAAAACCGUUAUGGAACGUACUGUAUAAUAAAUCUAGGGAAUAAUGCAUCCCUUAUAAUGAGUGGACAAAAAUGAACGAUUCCAACAUUCAUGCUAAAUUAUUAUAAGCCUUUACCAUCUUGUAGUGUAAACAUAUUGUAUUUCACUUGAUAUAGUUUUUUAGACUUAAAUACUCUUUAAUUUCUCUCUAUUGAAACUAUCAUUCUCGGUGAACUAUACUUUCUGUCGUAAGAAUGUCGUUUUCCAUAACUAUAUGCCAUGUCUGUCAUUUGGUGAGAUAUUUAAAUUGUGUUCUAUGUAUCAGCGAAUCUGAAAUAAAUAUGAAUGUGACCUUCAAUAGGACUGUCCCAUGUGGGGAUUUUAUAAACUUAGGCAGUCACAUUGACACUAACUUGUUAUGUGCAUUGAACAUGACUAAUUCAGAAACAGAUGGAGAGAGAAUUCGUAGCUGUAAGUGUUGGGGGGGUUGAGAAUCUGCCGUACCGGUAAAUGGUUGAUUACUAUGUUUAUAGUUUUACAUUACCAUUGAAUAUUUACAGGCAGUUUAUGUUUUGUACUAUUUAUUUGCAGAAACAUACUGCAAUACUUCAGCUGUGUUUACACUCAAAUAUUUCAUGCCUCUAGUUGGAUGAAAUGUUUUUGACAAACGUAUGAUUUAAUGCACUCAUAAUGACAUUAUUUUACUGUGUGAGGUAUAUAUAGUAUAGUGUUACUUAACUUUUCGCAAAUAGAACCUGCCCUGUUUUUCUGUUAAGCGUUCCAUGUCAUUUUACAGUUGGUAGGAUGAUAAAAGGUGUCUUUUUGUGACACUUGUUGGAAAUUGAAUUUUGUCAGUCCCUGGAUUAAGUUGAGGCCUUAUUUGAGUAUUUUAAAUUUUAUGCAUUUAUAUUUCAGUGACAUUAUUACAUAAAUUAUUUUAUGAUUAACUCCUGAGAUUACAUUUUUAUGUCCCUCGGCUGAUCAAGAAAUUUGCUGCUUUUAUGGAGUCUGAAGCAUAUUCAGAAAACAACCUGAAUCCUGUUGAAUCCCAUCCACACACAUAUACACCCAACUGGUUUGUUCUGCUGUACUUUUGUAUGCAUUUGACAUUUCCCACAUGUGUGCUACAUGCCCCACUUAUCUCAUCCUUGAUUUAUGGUAAGAAUAUUAAGUGAGGAAUAGCAUGUAUAGAGCUCCGUAUCAUCUAAUUCUUUCCACAGACUUGUGCUUAAUAUUCAGUAGGUCCUGGGAUAAAAUCUUGGUCCAGAGAUUGGUUAUCCUGACAGUUUUUUUAAUGUUUUUCUCAGUCCAUCCAGACAGAUGCCAGGAUAGUACCUUAAAUUAAGUCAUGGUCAUUCCUUUCCAAUUCAUUUAUUAAUUGUCCUAUUAUUAGAUUGCUGUAAUAUCUGAGCUACUGACUGCAUCAGUAAAAAUCAUGUUAUUAUCUUCUUAUUUCCUCUCAUGUCCAAAAAUUCUCAACACUUUGUUCUGAAACAUCUAUAAGUAUGUAUUUCCCUGAGGGUGAGAACAUUAAUUAGUUUUACUGAAAAUAAUUUUAUAUAUAUGUGCUAUGUACAUACUGUCUUCAAGUGGCAGGUAAAUUUUUCUGUCACAAACUAACAUUAUGAAGCACGUUAUUUUAAGAGUGCUGAUAAUGUUUAACGCGCAUCAGAAAACGUACAUUUGUAUGGCAUUUUGAUGAAGGAAAACUGUGUAGGCCUGGAAGUUGCAAUGUUUCUUUUUCACACCCCUCAACCUUUCAGUGCGUUUCUCACUCAUGUACCUGAAACGGCAGCAUUAAUAACUCGCCAGUGUUUGAUAGAAGACUACAAAGUCUCUCCAGGAUGGAUCAAAGUAAUCUGAAGUUCAACCAGAACCUGCCAUUUGGAGAAUUGUGUCGAUGUCCAUUAGGAAGUAAAGUAAAGUUAGGAGGAGGAAUAUUUUUAUGUUUCCUGACCAUAUAAAUCUCAUAGGAGAUAUUUCUUGAUUUGUUAAGUCUCCAACGUGGCACUCCUGAUGGCAAGCGUGAAUGAGGGAGUGACACUGCAUUUUGUGUUACUGUUUUGUUAUUAAUUACCCAACUAGUUACAUAAAACAUCUGGUGUAAACACAGCUUUAUUCUACAACUUUUGUGAUAUUGACAUUUUGGCAGUGUGAGACAGCAUCUGACUUGGAUGUGAGAACAGCUGAGCUAAUAUAUUUACAUUUUUUUACUGUGAAAAGAAAAGGUAAAAAUGUUGUAAAACUUCAUUAUACAAGUUUAUGCAUUUUAAUGAAGAUGAUACUGACCUAUGCAACUGUUAAAUAGAUUUGCCAGUGUUAUGGUUAAUACUGCAGACACAUGACUGGUUUUGAACCACUCAUAUUUUGUUACACUUUUGUUUGUACGUUCAUCAUCGUGGGCCUGAUCGAGAAUGGUCGAGGGCCGUGUUUUUUCCAGUUCUUUCAUUUAUACAUUAUAUGUUGACAUUAAUUUUUACCAAACAUCACAAUCAAGUGAUUAGCUACUGUGCUUUCUAUUUGGGAGUUUUUGGGUUCAAGUCUCAGCCCAUAGGGCAGGUAUCCUGAAUGGUGAAUGCACCAUAUCCUGUAUGGUGUAUUUACCAUUCAGCCAAUCUUUCAUCAACUUGAGUCACUGCAAAAGCUCCGCUUAAAUACCGGUUUUCUUUCCAUUCUUUCGUGGUCUUCUGUCAAAGAUCUGCAAUUAUUAUUUUUAUAAUUAUCACCGUAAUUAAGGUGAGAAAGUGGGCAUUUGUAGUUUCAUUGAAAUAAUUUGAAUGGUUGCCCCCACCUCCUUUCUCUUGGCACUGACCUUUAUUUGAAAAGUGUUAACUUUGAUGUUGAAAUUAAAUUAUUGAUAUUCCAUUAAUUAGGGCAUAAAAUAUAAGGGAAUCUGAUCUCUUGAAUAUAUAUAGAUGGGCAGACAAUAAAUACACUUCUUAUCAAACAUUAUUCCAAACCCAACUGUACUUUUAAACAUGACUGAACAGAGCAUUUUUAAUUUUUAAUUUGUGAUCAGUUAAUGCAAAGUUUUUUUCUUACAGUAACCAGUAAGGAAUAAAUAUUCAUAAUAUGUAUUUAUUAAUUAAUUUAUUUAUGCAGGUCAAUUUAUAUAGCAUUGAAAGAUUGGAUAAUUAGUGAAUAAUGAAGUGGUAGUAUCAUGAAAUACUCCUGAAGUGACUGAAAAACAUCACGCUAUACCUUGGUCAGGAUAACAGGCCUCUAGGUUAAGAUCUGAAUCUGGAACUUGCCAAAUACGAAGCAACCUAACCAUGAUGUUCAGUGUGUGCACGUAGGUCAAUAGUAAACUAGUUAAGUAUAUAUUUUAGAUACGAAAGAAUGGUUUCUGCAGUCACAUGCCAUCUGUCUGAAGUCUGCAAUUUCUGCUGCUAGUUUUGGAAUAGCAAAUUAAUGAAAUACAAAGGAUUAACAUUUUAAGAAUAUUUCUUUUGGAACCUGUAAUCUCCGAAUUUAAGCACGGAUAGUUUAGGUUUCUAGAUUAGAGUAUUUUAUUGAGUGGACUACAUGGUAGCAAGACUUACCAAUUGUUAUGUGACAAAGUAUGAAGUUGGCUGUCUUCUGGGGUCUUGCACCAUUUAGUCUGCUAGUAGUUUACUGUUUCAUACGUACUUGCUACCUCCAUCAUCGUCACCCUGAUGAUAGAGGCAGCAAGCACUUCUGACAGGUUUGUAAACUUCUACCAGAGGAAAUGGCACAACAAUCCAGAUGACAGCCAUCAUUGCCAAUAAUGUUUACAAUAAUAUCCGUCUUCCAGUAGAAAAUUAACUAAUGAAAAUAAUUUAUAUAUUUUAUAGCUAUAUAUCGUACCUAUUUGACUCUUACACAUACUGCAUUUUUAAAACUGGAAGUAAUGGGUAUGUAAUUGAAAAUAAGGAAUAUAUUACACUGUGAUAAUGAAUCGAAGUGGAUGUGCGACAGGUUUACAUUUAAGAAAUUUUAUGAAGUGAUUAACAUCAUGUUUGAAAGCACUAGUAUUGUUUUUGAAUCAUUCCAGUUGUGCAUGUAUGAAUUAAAGUUAUUUUCUCCAAACAUGCCUAAUUAGUUUUCAUCCAAUAAAGGUCUUCCAUAAGCAGUC
This is a messenger RNA of Zootermopsis nevadensis, 8351 nucleotides long. RefSeq lists its product as uncharacterized. Gene Ontology annotation, cellular component: cytoplasm; plasma membrane. The record is from RefSeq and is a predicted model, not a curated record. Lineage: Eukaryota; Metazoa; Arthropoda; Insecta; Blattodea; Termopsidae.